UCUCUUCCUUUCAGUGUUUCCCAGAUCCCGGCGCUGGAGGGCAAGAGUGUCCAGCAGGCCGUGGACAUGCUGACCAAGAAGCUGGAAGUACUGGGCGCAGUGAAGCAAGGGACUUUCUGUGUGGACUGUGAAACGUACCACGCUGGGCCGGCUGUCACUGUCCCAGGGCAGCCGGCUAAGUUCAUGUACAUCAUGCACAACACUGAGUAUCCUCUCAGCUGCUUCGCCCUGUUUGAGAACGGGCCGUACCUGGUGGCGGACACCAACUUCGACACGCUGAUGAUCAAGCUGAAGGGCUUCUUCCAGAACGCCAAGAGCAACAAGAUCGAAAGCCGUGGCCCUCGCUACCAGUACGGUGACUUCCUGGUCAAGGUGGGCACGGUGACCAUGGGACCCAGUGUGCGCGGCAUAUCUGUGGAGGUUGAAUACAGUCCGUGCAUCGUGUCGAGCGACUGUUGGAAUCUCAUGAUGGAAUUCAUGCAGAGUUUCAUGGGCAACCACACGCCCGGGACCCCAUCCGUGUUCUCCACAAAGCUCGACGGCAUCUACACCCCCACGGACACCGCCAUCCAGUACAUGGAGCUGUUCAACAAGAUUCGCAAACAGCAGCAGGCCCCCGUGUCCGCGGCGAGAUAGUCCGCCUGGAAGAAGGGCCUUGACCCGGAACGUCACCCAUUCCUUCCCUCCAGCGCUGCUGCCUGUCCCGCUGAGUUACUCCAGCUGUUUUUGUGCCUCAUGAGAUGGUCUUCCCUGACGUACGUUCGAGGACGCUUCCGACGCAAACCGUCCCCCAUUCCACGUUCUCCAGCGAUGCUGCCUGACCCGCUGAGUUACCCCAGCACUCUGUGAAAUGUCACCUAUCCAUGUUCUCCAGAGAUGCUGCCUGACCCGCU
Molecule: messenger RNA, 893 nt
Organism: Amblyraja radiata (thorny skate)
Lineage: Eukaryota; Metazoa; Chordata; Chondrichthyes; Rajiformes; Rajidae
Product: mediator of RNA polymerase II transcription subunit 20-like
Exons: 3
Coding region: 67-636 (189 amino acids)
Biological process (GO): regulation of transcription by RNA polymerase II
Cellular component (GO): mediator complex
Molecular function (GO): transcription coactivator activity
Source: RefSeq, a predicted model, not a curated record